CUCCAUUGUUCGCGAAGUGACUUUGUUCUGGCCGGCCACGUGCGUCGGGGCCGCAGACGUAAUUUCAUUGUGGCCCCGAGGCCCUGACUCUUUGCCAGAGCUCUUAACCACAGACCACCACCUUCCCUCUCCCCACAUUACCUCUGCUACCUUAUCUCUGUAUAGUCGCUCACGCACUUCACGACACGUUAUGGUUGCGACGAAGACAUCGAAGGCCACCAAGGCCAAGGCGGCGCCUAAGGCGAAGUAUACCUACCGCGAGCGCGUCCUAGAUGCCUGCGCACACUUACAGCAGCACAAGAAGCGCAUCCACAUGGCCACGCUUAGGGCUGAAAUACACAGGGCCGCCGAAGAGAGGAACGACAAGAUGGGACCACAUGCUCAUAGAUACAUCCACAAGGCGGUCGACGGCCUGGUCGACGAGGGCAUGCUCGAGCGCCUACCCGAGCCAGCCACCAUCUCAGUCACCCCCUCCGCCAAGAAAACCUUCAAGAAGGCUCGCAAGUCCCUCAACCUCUCCUCCCCACCCUCUUCGCAAGCCGACCAGGAGAUGUUCAUCCGCCUCGUCUCGCACAGCCCGCACAAGCGCCGCCGGCAGUCCAACGUGCACUUUGAUGGCGCCGCGGACGCCGAUGUGGGCGAGAGCAUCUCCGCACGCGUUAGCAAGCGUCCGCGUCGGUCCACCGGAGGCCCGCGCAAGUCUAGGGCUUCUGCCGCGGGUCCUUCUAGGGCUCCCCGCCGAUCCAUGGCCCAGCCAAGCGCGUCGCAAGGGCCGAAGCCGCUGUCCAGGAUGACCAAGGCCGAGCUACUUGCCAAGAUCAAGGAACUUCAGGAGCGCCAACAAGCCCUACGCAGUGAAUCUCCUCUCUCGGAGCUCUCGGACGAUGAGGACAGCCAAGCAAUUGAGGCGCGCCUGCGCGAGCAGACCCAGCACUAUCGCGAGCGCAUUGAAGAGCUUGAACAGCAGCUCGCACUUGGGUUCGCGAGUGCCGUGGGCGGUCCGAGUGGUGCCACAUACGCCGACGACUCGAUGGACAUGGAUGAGCAGCCAACUCAAGUGGAAGACGAAGUUCCCACCCGCCCCUCGACGCCCACGAUCAACGCGCCUAGCAUCUCCGAGCCGAACUCGCCUGAGCAGCCCAUCGCUCACUCGCAGGCGCAGCCCAUUCCACCCUCGCAGCCCGUCCCGCGCACGCAAGCACAGCGCCUGCUCGGCGUCACCCGCCCCGGCGCACCCAUGGGCGUGACCCGCACACAGUCCGGCUCCUUCAUCUCGCAUCUAUCGAAGCGCCCGACGCCUGCGCCCAGUGACUCGGGCGACGAGCACCGCGAGGAUCUUGAUAUGACCUCUUUCGAGCAGGAUGGCAUACAUUCGUACGAGCACGAGCAGGAUUUCGGCUCUCACGAAUACUCCCAGACGCAAGAAAGCCUCUUCGAGUCCACGCAGGGCGAGCGCCUCGCGCAGGAGAAGGUCGCCAGCCUCGAGCAGCAGCUCGCCGCGCUCAAUCAGGAUCUCGUCGACGUGCGCUGCGCCUCCGCUGCCGCAGAGCUCCGCAUGCAGCGGAGCGCGCAGGCGCUGGAGGACAAGGUCGUCGCGCGGGAGCACACCAUCACUGGCCUGGAGGCCGACGUCGCGAACGCGCAGCGUCAGGAGGCGGAUUUGCAGGCCAUGAUCGCGGCGAAGGACCAGGAGAUCACGCAGUUGCAGACUCAGCUGAGGCAGGCGAAGGCGGAGUACGAGGCGGCUGCCCAGCAGGAGCAGGCCCUUCGCAGCUCCGUCACGGAGCUGCAGCAAACCCUCGUCGCGCGCGAUACUGUGGUCGCCGAGCAGACGGCGUUGAUCAACGACUCCAGCGCGCGUUUGGCAGCAGCGAACUCUUCCAACGAAGUGUUGGCCCUGCAGCUCGCGGCCUCAGACGCCGAGCGCACGCGCCUGCUUGGCGAGCUCGAGGGCACGCUCGCCGGGAAGACCGAGGUGCAGCGCCAGUUCCGCGAGGAGGUGCAGGCUUUGCGCGUGGCCGCGGAGGAGACGGCAAAGGAGAUGCGGGAGCUUGAGGAAGAGCGCGAUGAGCUGCGUAACGAGCGCGAGCACCUGGAGGCGGUGUCGCAGUCGUUGGAGGAGGAAGUCAACGAGCUGAAGGACCAGCUAGAAGAGGAGCGCGUCCAGGCAGAGCUGCUGGGUGCGCAGCUCGCCGACCGCGAUGCUCAGUUGGCUGCAAGGGCACGCGAGGCGGAGGAGCUACAGGACAAGAUCAGUGCGUUUGCGAGCCAGGUCUCGUCGUUGGAGCAGCAGGUCUCCGCUUCGCAUGCGAAGGUCGCAGAGCUCGAGAGUGCUCUAGCGACCUCACGCGAGGAGACCGCGGCCAUGACCAAGGUGCGGGACGAUGAAGCCGCCAAGGUCACCGACCUGCGCAUCCGCCUCGACGUUUCGGAGAAGACUAACAUCGAGCUCCGCUCCACCAUCGCCGACCGCGACGCUCAGCUCGCCUCCGUCUCCGCCGAUCUCGAGACGUCGCGCCAGCAGCACAAAGCAACCCGCGAAGAGCUCGCGACCUCCAACAAGCUUGCCGAGACGGAGCAAGCGCGCGCGGCGUCGCUGGCCGGUAUGCUCGAGCAGACGAAGGCGGCCUUGCAGGCCGCGCAGGAGGAGGCGAACUUGUUGAAGGCGGCGAAAAAGCAAGACGAGGAGACGAUUGCGCGGUUGAAGGGGAGCUUCGGCAAGUACAAGGUGCAGCAGGCACAGUGGCUGUCGGAGAUGUCGAUGGAGUUCGACGACGCCCACGCGUCUACCGUCUCUUUCGAGCAAAAGCAGCGUGUGGCGGAAGCGAUCUGAGGUCCCGUGCUUGGACGAUCUUUCUUUUUGAGUUAUGUAUAAGGUGUCUUAUGGCCUACUUCUCAGUUUGAGUCACCAUAAUCUAGUAGUCUCUCAGCGUGGACCGGUUCCUGCCCUAGUAUAUAGUUUACGCAUCCCGGGUUUUCCAUCUUUACUCUGUAUAUGAUGUAUCUCUAGUAUCAUGUCUGGACAUCUGUGUUAUAUCGCAAACUUUUCCCAGCUAUAUCUGAC
This is a messenger RNA of Schizophyllum commune H4-8, 3064 nucleotides long. RefSeq lists its product as uncharacterized. NCBI's taxonomy places the organism in Eukaryota, Fungi, Basidiomycota, Agaricomycetes, Agaricales, Schizophyllaceae. The transcript is spliced from 7 exons. The record is from RefSeq and is a predicted model, not a curated record. Bases 191 to 2833 code for a protein of 880 amino acids.